AUGACGUCGCCUCUGAUGGCGUGCUGUGGAGGCGAGGGGCCGUACCACUUCAACUUCUCCGUGGGAUGCGGUGAUUCGACGUCGACAUGGUGUAGCGAUCCAUGGAGCUACGUUUGCUGGGAUGGGAAGCACCUCACCGAGGCAGCCUACCAUGUUAUUGCCCAUGGCAUAUUAGACGGAUCAUGCCAGCUGCAAUCUCGCCCUGCCGUCGAUUUGAUUCCCAUUGUCGACUCCUCCAUCACUGACCAACUCAUGUUGACUGAUCUCCAGGCGCUGGUUCGGGCCGGGGCGAAGACCGUGUUGGUUUCCGGCAUCUUUCCAAUGGGGUGCAUCGCUCUGUUCCUCACCAAGUUCGAGACUCAGAACGCCGCGCCGAACGAUCCAGAAACGGGUUGCCUCAAGUGGCUAAACGAGUUCUCGCAGCAACACAACCUACUGCUGCGGCGCGAGCUCCGUCGACUUCGGCGAGCCCACCCACACUCCACCAUCAUCUACGAUGACAUUUACCGAGCUCUGUUGGCCAUCUACAUGUCUCCAAGCCAAUUCGGUGAACCCCAAACUGCUGCUGCCUCUCGUGACUACGAGUUCAUCUCAUCAUGGCUUAGCGAAUGA
Messenger RNA from Musa acuminata AAA Group (dessert banana), 612 nucleotides. Its product is annotated as GDSL esterase/lipase At2g27360-like. The coding region runs from base 1 to 612 and encodes 203 amino acids. Lineage: Eukaryota; Viridiplantae; Streptophyta; Magnoliopsida; Zingiberales; Musaceae. The transcript has a single exon. The record is from RefSeq and is a predicted model, not a curated record.